Periophthalmus magnuspinnatus is the source of this 2340-nucleotide messenger RNA. It is a transcript of the gene hemk1, whose product is annotated as HemK methyltransferase family member 1. Gene Ontology annotation, molecular function: nucleic acid binding; protein methyltransferase activity. The record is from RefSeq and is a predicted model, not a curated record. The coding region runs from base 209 to 1234 and encodes 341 amino acids. Gene Ontology annotation, cellular component: mitochondrion. Gene Ontology annotation, biological process: protein methylation. Lineage: Eukaryota; Metazoa; Chordata; Actinopteri; Gobiiformes; Gobiidae. The transcript has 11 exons.
GACAAAAACACCAGAGAGGGAGGGAGGACAUGCAAGUUCCGUGAUAUGAACUUGAGCCUACAAAAUACUUAAAAAUAUGAAUUUCUGGUGAAAUACAAAUCUCUAUCCGAAGAGGAGAAAGAUUGUAACUAUCACGUAAUUCAAAAGUAAAACUGAAAUGAAUGCGGACUGUUUAGUUUUAACGCUAUCUCAGAAAUAUUAGCCUACCAUGUGGAGGAGAGCCCUCAAUGAAGUGUUCUCGUUUAUGGGAUGCAUGAAUAAUAAAUCACAGUUGAUCUGGGUGGUGUAUGCUGUGCGUGGCUGCAGUGGUCUGGCUCUUCCUGUGCAGAGAAUAACAGCUCUGCAGGCAGCACAUUCCUGGAGUCAACUUUUCCAGGAGAAAGGUGUGAGUGAACCGGACCUGUCGAGUCGCUACAUAACCGCCCAUGUGCUUGGGGCCAAGACAUUUGAAAGUGUCAAAGCCGAGACGCUGUCCGAGCCUCUGUGCCCUGAAAAGACACUACAGAUAUGGAAGCUCUGUGCCAAACGGCUUAAGAGGAUGCCGGUGCAGUACGUGAUAGAGGAAUGGGACUUUAGAGACCUCACUCUGAAGAUGAGACCACCUGUAUUUAUACCCAGACCUGAAACUGAGGAGUUAGUUGACAUUGUUCUCUCAGACCUCCAGAAGGAAAGUGGGAGCUUGAGCAUCUUAGAAGUGGGCUGUGGCUCUGGUGCAAUCUCUUUAAGCCUAUUAAAGAGUUUUCCACAGCUCAGAGCAGUGGCCUUGGACCAAAGUGAGGAUGCAGUACAUUUAACCAAAGAAAACGCUCUAAGUUUGGGAGUUGAAGACAGGUUACAACUUUAUCAUUUGGAUAUUUUAAAAGAUGCAGAGACCAUAUUGAACAGUUGUAGUGGAGUUUCAGCUGUGGUCAGUAACCCUCCGUACCUGUAUACAGAAGACAUGUUGUCACUCCAGCCUGAAGUACUAAGUUUCGAGGACCCUGCUGCUUUAGACGGAGGAGCAGACGGACUCACAGUGAUCAAACAAGUCUUGAUUUUAGCUUCACAGAUUCUCCUAAACCACGGCCGUGUGUAUUUGGAGGUGGAUCCAAGACAACCUCCUCUUAUCCAACAGUGGGUGGAGUCUCACCUUCAGGCGCUUUGUUAUGUCGAGACUAAACAAGAUUUCAACAACAGAGCUAGAUUUUGCAUCCUUCAGAAACAGGAGACAAACAAGACCCACAAGCAAGAUUGAGACUGAGUAACUGAAGAUCCUAUUACGUUGGCUUUAGCCCAGGUCGUCUCAGCUUUAAACUCUCCUUCCCCCACCACACACAUGCACUUUCACUGCAUCUGAUCACCACGCAUUUCCCUGUUUGUGAGAUUAAAUUAUUAUUGUGAUUUGAAAACAGUUUAAUCUGGAAAUAUCUGUGUACUGUGGUUGCAAAUGAAAGCGUGUGCAGGAUGGCUCAGACACAGGCUCAAAGCUGAAGGUAAUUAUCAGGGCUUUUCUUAGAAGCCUGCGCUCUCCGAAUCUCACCCUCCUCCCAGGAACCAUUCACCAGUUCUGUGAAUCCAAUGGAGACCGCGAUCCACCCCUCUGCUUGUCCCCUCGCUGACUUACAUACAAGUAAUUCAUAUUAGCAAGCAAAACUACCAAAAUCUGUAUCCAGUUUCCCUAAUAGCAUAAAAGUGUUAAAUAAAAACACUUUUUUUUAGGAGCAUUUACAUAAUCAUUUACAUAAUCAUCAAAAUUCACCUGCCUGCUUUCUUUGCGUAGAAGAAAUUAAAAAUACAGAAAUUUUAACAAAGCAUGUAUAUUAUUUGACAAGGUAUGAAUAAUUGUAAGAUAUUACAGCUUUACUCAGAAGCAUAAGGUAUUUCCAAACUGAAUUUUCCUUCUAACAGUGCAGUUUUACCAAGAAAUGUAACUUCUGCAUUUGCAUCCUAGCACAAAGUCACAAGAUCAAACUAAUUCCAAUGCUUCACUGGACUUCUCACUAAGCAUUGCGUUAUGCUGUUAUGUACACACAAGAUUUCCAAUGAAAAAGGAAAGACUGGCCACAACAAUGGACUCAAUGAAUUAUUUUAAUAUAAAAUGUACACAUGUAAAAAGUAGAAAAAUCAAAUAUUUACCAAGAAAAAAAAUGUCAAAAAGGACAUCUCAGUGAGUUUGUUGGUUUGAUGUUUGUAAAGCAGGCAUUUUCCACAUCCAUAAAACAAGAUGUAUUCAAAGUCUCACAAAUAAUUACUUUACAGUACUGAGGGGGUGAGUAGUUUCUGUUUAAGAGUGCUUCACAUAAAUAAGGGGACCCUGUGUCCAGUACUGUGAUGUCAAAUGCUGCAGUAUCUUUAUUAUUA